AUGGAGCAGGUAGGCCAACCAGCACCAUUUCUGGAGCUUUCCGACGACAUCGUCACCCUCAGCAUCAGCCCCGAUGAUAAGAGAGUCAUCGUGCACCGCGCAGCAAUCAUCAAGGCAUCCCCAGUGCUCGCCAACAAGCUGCGUCCUUAUGGCCUCUUCGACAACGGACCCAAGACGAUGAUACACGUUGAGGAGCAAGACAUGCCAUCUUUCCAGCUACUCCUCCACUUCGCGUACACGGGCCAGCUGCCGAAGACGAGCACCAGAAUCGACAUCGACACCUUCAACCACAGUCAAUACCCAGCCUACGUCCCGCUCGCGAAAGCGUACUUCCUAGGCGACAAGUACCAGAACGAGGCAUUCAAGAAUGCGGUCCUCGACACCUUCGUCGUGAUGUCUUUGGUCCCGGACAACGGAGGCCUGUGUUAUCAGCCCGGCCCUCACGCCAUCAACGUCAUCUACCACGGCACAAACGAGGGUUCGCUGUUGAGGAAGCUGGUGGUGGACAUGUACAUUGCGGAAUCCGAGGCGGAGCACAUGUUCGGUGUCGACUGGCCUCCACAGUUCCCGGUUGAGCUUGCAGCUAAGUUGAUGGGGGAGCGCAAGUCGAGGAGGUUUAGAGACACCGAGUCGCAGGAGCCAGAGGGUCUUCGUGGGUGCGACUACCAUAAGCAUGCGGGUGGGGAGCGUUGCGACGGACGGCGAGCACGGGAACGCGAGGAGUCUUAG
Molecule: messenger RNA, 729 nt
Organism: Saxophila tyrrhenica
Lineage: Eukaryota; Fungi; Ascomycota; Dothideomycetes; Mycosphaerellales; Extremaceae
Exons: 2
Coding region: 1-729 (242 amino acids)
Molecular function (GO): protein binding
Source: RefSeq, a predicted model, not a curated record